GAUACCAUGUGCUACUAGGCACGUACAGAGUGGCAGAUCUGUGGGCUCUGUCACCUUCUGACAUGCUGGCAACGUCUUUGCAGGGCAACUUCCUUCACCUGGCAAAGGCAGAUGGGAAUGUCACAAUCGAAGGAGCAUCUGUCAUUGACAGCGACAAUGCAGCCACAAAUGGCGUGAUACACAUCAUCAACAAGGUUCUGGUGCCUCGAAGAAGUCUAACUGGCUCCCUACCAAACCUGCUCACGCGGCUGGACCAGAUGCCCAACUAUUCCAUCUUCCGGGGCUACAUCAUUCAAUAUAAUCUGGCGAGUGCGAUCGAGGCAGCAGAUGCUUAUACAGUGUUUGCUCCAAACAACGACGCCAUUGAGAAUUACAUCCGGGAGAAGAAGAUUGCAACUCUGGAGGAGGACGUGCUCAGGUAUCACGUGGUCUUGGAGGAGAAACUCCUGAAGAACAACCUGCACAACGGCAUGCACCGGGAGACCAUGCUGGGCUUUUCCUUCUUCAUCGGCUUCUUCCUCCGUGACGACCAGCUCUACGUAAAUGAGGCUCCAAUAAACUACACCAAUGCAGCCACUGACAAGGGAGUGAUCCAUGGUUUGGGGAAAGUUUUGGAAAUUCAGAAGAAUAGAUGUGACAACAACGACACUACGAUUGUACAAGGAAAAUGUGGGAAGUGUUCCCAGCAGCCGAUCUGCCCACCUGGAACUAAACCACUAGGCGAAGAGACAAGGAGAUGUAUCUACACCUUUUAUUUCAUGGGCAAGCGAUCCGUGUUCAUUGGGUGCCAGCCAAGCUGUAUGAAAACGGUCAUUGUGAGUAUAAGGAUUGAAUCGCCCUUCCAAUUCCUGCAGCAGAUGGGGAAAUGUAAUCAUAUGUCAUAUUUUUCAGAUGCCUUCACAUGUAUUCCUUCCGCCUCUCCUCUUCCUCCUCAUCAUCCCCACUCCAGUUGUCAUCGUCAUUCAAGGUAGCGGUGGUUAACAGUAAAACUCAGGCCAGCCCUGUAAGUCAGGAAACAGGUAAAAGUUGCAAUAUUCAAUUGUGUGGUGAAGAAACAGAAGGACUGAGACGCUAGAAGGACCAUCUCAUUGUUGCAACAGGGUGAAAUGCCCUGUGAGUGUGCUUGCAUGCAAAGGGAUGGAGAAGACAGCCAGCUCCCUAAUAAGGGAAAGAGAAGGUGCACCUGCUUGUUUAGAAAACGAACCCCAGAGCUAAGUACAUCUGUGCUGUUGCUUUGGGAUCUGCAGGAAAAGUCUUUAUAACUUCCUGCCCUGCUUCUCUCCCAGAAGACUAGGCAUAGCCCCUGCCUAUCCUACAGAAAGCAAGGUGGUCUGGCCCUCAAGCUACAGAGCUUUUGUGGGCUUUUUUGGUUUUUGUUUUCCAGGAUCCAGAAAUGUUUUCUUGGAACACAGCCAUGCUCAUGCAUUUACUUUCUUACUGAAGUAGAAUGAACAUACAAUGUUAUAUUCCUUUCACCAGUACAACAGGUGAAUCAACAAUUCUACAGGUGGAAUCUAAAAACAAAACAAAGGAACCAAGAAACAAACCAAAAACAUAGACU
This is a messenger RNA of Panthera uncia (snow leopard), 1561 nucleotides long. Its product is annotated as stabilin-2-like. The coding region runs from base 63 to 971 and encodes 302 amino acids. NCBI's taxonomy places the organism in Eukaryota, Metazoa, Chordata, Mammalia, Carnivora, Felidae. The transcript is spliced from 8 exons. The record is from RefSeq and is a predicted model, not a curated record.